CAUCCCCGAGACAUUGCCCACCAACUCAGCCUCUCAAACGCAAAUAAAUUCCUAAACGGCUCCGAGGACACACGCAAGCACGGGAUCGAUCAAACGAAAGUCCGCGAAUGGAUUUCUCAGAGCAAGACGUAGAUGUGUUCGGAGAGGACCACGACGACGACAAUCGAACCCACGAUGUCCAACAAGAUGGGGCACACUCAUCGUCACCGUCGUCGUCCUCGUCGUCGUCAUCCGCCGCCUCGUCAUCAGCAUCGUCGUCGUCGUCCGCGUCUUCGUCCAGUAGCGCCAGUGGGAGCGCAAGCAGUGGAGGAGAAGAAGAAGUGGAAGGGAAUGGUGAAGAGGUGGAGAACAACAAUGGGGGGCAUCAUGGGGGCGAAGAAGAUAAAGAUCUGUUUGGGUCUGAUAACGAAGAUUACUGUAAAACCCCUGUUAUUAGUCCCUACACAAUUCCUGUAUUGCCUACUAUUCGCAAUGCUAACAACCCGGGCAGAGGAAAUUAUGGUCGUGGCCGUCCUAUGAAUGGUAGAGGAGGAGCAGGCCUCCUUCCCCGACCUGGACCUUAUCCUCAGAGACAGAACUUUGGUUAUGGCCCGAAGUUUAUGAAUGGUCGUCGUGAUGAACGCUUUGUUUCUGAACUAAAGCUUUCAAAGAGUGAAGAAACAUUAUCACGAAAACGUAUUGCUCUGCAGGAGCCAAGCGAACUUGCUUAUUAUAGUCGUGCAGAAGAUGGAGAGGUCUACUUUGAUGAUCGCAGCUUGAGGCUUUUUAAGCGUCUUAUAAGUGAAGAUAUUGGAGCUGAUCUGAAUCAAGGUUUUGAUACCUUUACCGAGAAAAGAGAUUUGGGCUCUCAGGGUUUUGGUGAUCUUCUUGCUUGCAUAAGAGACAAAAAUAUUCCACUUCAAAACAUGCAUUUUGUGACUUACCGUAACAACCUCAAUAAGAUAUUAGCUACUGCUUAUAUUCGACAUGAGCCUUGGGAAAUGGGUGUGCACAAGAGAAAUGGGGUCAUCUAUCUUGAUGUGCAUAAGCUGCCAGAAAGGCCGAAAAGUGAGUUGGAACGUCGAAGAUGUUAUUGGGGAUAUUGUUUUGAGAGCCUUGCCACUGAAGAUCCAAGAAGAGCUGACGGAGAAGGGAUUCAUCAUGUUGAUGCCAAUGCAGAAUAUUGUUCUGUCAUUAAAACAAAAUUAGGGGCUCAUCGUAUUUUGAUGGGUGCCGAAAUGGAUUGCUGUGAUUCAACUGAUGAAGGAAGGAGGUUCUAUGUAGAGUUAAAAACAAGUCGUGAGUUGGAUUAUCAUACUGAGGAAAGAUAUGAGAGAGAGAAACUGCUCAAGUUCUGGAUUCAAUCUUUCCUGGCAGGUGUUCCUUAUGUUAUUAUUGGGUUCAGGGAUGAUGCCGGCCGACUUGUUCGAACGGAGAGGCUAAGAACCAAAGACAUAACGGAACGGGUGAAAAUGAAAAACUAUUGGCAGGGAGGAGUGUGCCUGGCAUUUGCUGACGAGGUAUUAUGCUGGCUUUAUGGAACAGUCAAAGAGAAUGAAGACUACAUUUUGCAGUUUGCUCAACCUUUCAAUCGAUUAGAGCUUCUACAAGCACAAUCUUGCCCAGAAGAAAUUACUAACCAUGUCGAGCAAUUGUAAACAUUUUGUGGACUCCCCACAGUUCUGUAUAGUACACAUACAGACAGAAAUCAGUUGAGGAUAAAUUAUUAGCUUUAAUUAUAUGCCUCUCUUUUUUU
Molecule: messenger RNA, 1735 nt
Organism: Corylus avellana
Lineage: Eukaryota; Viridiplantae; Streptophyta; Magnoliopsida; Fagales; Betulaceae
Product: glycine-rich protein
Biological process (GO): NAD-cap decapping; nuclear-transcribed mRNA catabolic process
Cellular component (GO): nucleus; cytosol
Molecular function (GO): mRNA 5'-diphosphatase activity
Source: RefSeq, a predicted model, not a curated record